This is a messenger RNA of Sinocyclocheilus rhinocerous, 1142 nucleotides long. RefSeq names its product dehydrogenase/reductase SDR family member 13-like. Lineage: Eukaryota; Metazoa; Chordata; Actinopteri; Cypriniformes; Cyprinidae. Bases 49 to 906 code for a protein of 285 amino acids. The transcript is spliced from 5 exons. The record is from RefSeq and is a predicted model, not a curated record.
AGGGAAACUGAAUUCACCGGAACACCGGCACGUGUUUUAGUUGUGGUCAUGAGAGAUGUUUGGUUUGAUGUUUCAGGCGGGAAUACUGGUAUCGGUAAGGCCACAGCUCUAGAUCUGGCAGGUCGUGGAGUAAGAGUCAUUCUGGCCUGCAGAAACCAGAAGAAAGCCGAGGCAGCUAUAAAUGACAUCAAGAAGUCCACAGGAAGCGAUGAUAUCCUGUUCAUGGAGCUUGAUCUUGGAAGCCUCAAAUCUGUGCGAGCUUUUGCUGAGAACUUCCUCAAAUCUGAGUCAAGACUGGAUCUGCUCAUCAACAAUGCAGGUCUUGUGGCAGAUGGUAAAACCGAGGAUGGUUUUGGCGUAGAGUUUGGUGUCAACCAUCUUGGUCAUUUCCUGCUCACAUGUCUUCUCCUGGACCGUCUGAAGGAGAGUCCUGCUGCUCGCGUCAUCACCCUGUCCUCCAUGGCCUAUCGCUGGGGCAAGAUUGAUUUCGAUUCUCUUGUCGCUACCAAAGACCUGGGGUCGGGGAGAUACAGCUGGCAGUUCUUCCAAGCCUACUGCAACAGCAAACUCUGUAACGUCCUGUUCACUCACGAACUGGCCAAGAGACUGAAGGGCACGAACGUCACCUGCUACAGUGUUCAUCCAGGUGUUGUAAAGACUGAGCUCUCCCGCCAUGUGAGUCUCUGGCAGAAAGUGUUCAUCGAGCCAGUGGCUAGAUUGCUGUUCCUGGACCCAAAAACUGGAGCCCAAACGACUCUGCAUUGUGCCGUUCAGGAAGGAAUCGAGCAUUUCAGUGGACGUUAUUUCUCAUGCUGCGCUGUGGAGAAAGUUAGUGCCAAAGCUAAUAAUGACGUGGUGGCCAAAAAGCUUUGGGAAGUCAGUGAACGACUGAGCGGCCUUUCAUAAAACCAGAGGAACUGUUUUAUUUCUGGUGGCUGGAGACUAUCUGUGAACUUUAUUUAUCCCUAAAGGGGGGGGGGGGGGGGGGGUUACGUAUGAAGUGAUGAAACUGAUUGUAGCAUUUUUUUUAUUAUUUUUUGUUUAUGGAUGCACAAUUAUUUACAAGGUUUACAGUGUUUUAUUUGUAUGUUUACAUUAACUGCUGUAUGCUGGUGAGUUUUUUUUUUUACUGUAUUAAAGUA